AUGAUGAUGAUCCUCUGCGCCUCCAUAGAAUCUACAGCUUCGACCGCGGCUGUCCCCGUCACCCUGACCCGCAAGACCGCCGGUUGCCAAUGUGUUGGGUCUCGUACGGAGAAGUUGGGCCUCGUACGGAGAAGUUGGGUCUCCUACGGAGAAGUUGGGUCUCGUACGGAGAAGUUGGGUAGGGUCUCGUACGGAGAAGUUGGGUCUCGUACUGAGAAGUAG
Messenger RNA from Knipowitschia caucasica, 222 nucleotides. The record is from the annotation of a GenBank genome assembly. Lineage: Eukaryota; Metazoa; Chordata; Actinopteri; Gobiiformes; Gobiidae.